This is a messenger RNA of Cladocopium goreaui, 483 nucleotides long. Lineage: Eukaryota; Dinophyceae; Suessiales; Symbiodiniaceae. The record is from the annotation of a GenBank genome assembly.
AUGGCCGUGUACUCCAACCUGGCCACUUAUUUGGCGCAGCGCGAACGGCGACACAACCGGCAGGACACGCCAGAUUGCGCUGCCCAGAUCAUCGCCACGGUGGGUGGCAUCAGCAGACAGGUCCUGGGGUCUCCUGCCUUGGUUCGCUCGGCCUUCACCGAUCCCAUCGAAGAACUCAGGAAGGCGCGUGAACGGAAUGAGAAGUUUGCCACUGCGGAGAUUUCCGUGGCCGGUGAGGCGCUUUGCAGUGGCUAUGCCGCCUUCAACGGUGAGGUGAUCCGUACGGGUCCCAGCUUGGAACGCGCCCUGCCGGUGGUGGCUCUGGGUGGUGCAGAGGUGCAACGUGAUGGCAAGACCUUGACGGUGCAGCCAAAACAGACUCCCACUUUGCUGCUUCAGCUGCCGAACGAAAAGGAGGCCGAGAACUGGCACGAGUGGUUGAAGGAAGCCACGCAGAGGGACGACCCCGCAAGGGGCGCCUAG